Messenger RNA from Mauremys mutica (yellowpond turtle), 450 nucleotides. RefSeq names its product kinesin-like protein KIF22. The annotation marks the transcript as partial. Gene Ontology annotation, molecular function: microtubule motor activity; microtubule binding; ATP binding. Gene Ontology annotation, biological process: mitotic spindle organization; microtubule-based movement. NCBI's taxonomy places the organism in Eukaryota, Metazoa, Chordata, Testudines, Geoemydidae. The record is from RefSeq and is a predicted model, not a curated record. The transcript has a single exon.
AGGGGGGUGGGGCGGGGGGAGCCUUCCCCUGAUGUUCCCCCAACUCAGGUGCUGGACCUGCUGGAGCCGUCCCAGCAGGACCUGCCGAUCCGGGAGGACCGGGACCAGAACAUCCUGAUCCCGGGGCUGACUGAGCGGGAGCUGAGAAGCUUCAGGGACUUUGUGCGGCACUUCCUGCCGGCCAGCCGCAACCGCACGGGAGCCUCCACUCAGCUCAAGGACCGCUCGAGCCGCAGCCACGCCGUGCUGCUGGUGUGGGUGGCACGGAGCCAGCGGGCGCCCCCCCACUGCCGCCACGUGGCCAAGCUCUGUCUCGUUGACCUGGCUGGCUCCGAGGACAACCGGUGCACUGGCAACCGUGGCCUGCGGCUCAAGGAGAGUGGAGCCAUCAAUGCCUCCCUGCACGUGCUCAGCAAGGUCGUGGAGACCCUCAACCAGGGGCUGCCCUAG